Messenger RNA from Uncinocarpus reesii 1704, 1785 nucleotides. RefSeq lists its product as uncharacterized. Gene Ontology annotation, biological process: protein localization to vacuole. Bases 1 to 1785 code for a protein of 594 amino acids. The record is from RefSeq and is a predicted model, not a curated record. Gene Ontology annotation, cellular component: vacuolar membrane. Lineage: Eukaryota; Fungi; Ascomycota; Eurotiomycetes; Onygenales; Onygenaceae. The transcript has 3 exons.
AUGGCCCUCCUCCAGUCCACUCUGAUCUGGAUUGUCUAUGCAAUCGUUAUUGGCAUUCUCAUCGUUGUCGCUUCGACUUUUGUAUAUGUCUACCAGACUCCGCGCGACCGUUCAGCAGCCGUGACAACCGUCUGUAUAUUCACCCUUAUAGCUUUAUUAGCCACAGUUUUGUUGUUGCCUGUGGACGUUGCUCUGGUAUCGUCAACGACUUCUUCCAAAACUGGUCAAAGGAAAGAAUGGGCAUCGCAACGAGAAGUCGACAAAAUUACAUCUUCGCUGACCGUGGUUUAUUAUUUUCUCUACACCCUUGACGCCGUCUUGUGCCUUUUAAUCGUGCCAUUCACAUACUUUUGGUAUGAAGAGUACGACGAGAUAGCACAUGAAGAGGGCUGGCAGACCACUGGCAAGCAAUUCUGGGGUGCUUUUAAAUAUACCCUGGUAUUUAUAUUAUUAACGAUCAUCUUAUUUCUGGUUGGAUUCUUCGUGCCUGUGGCAAAGGAUCGAAAAGGUGCUCAUUUCGACUUGGAUUACUUCAAAAAGCUUCUCACGGAGAACCAUGGUGAGCGGGCUCUGACCUUUGCGCUUGGUCUGUUGAUCGUGGUAGGCAUCAUCACCUAUGUGAUCUAUUCAUCAACAGGCCUUGCCUUUUUCCCGGUAUCAUUCAUCAAAUCUUCCCCAUCGAUCUCCAGCCCCGCGCUCAGUGCUAGCCUGGAUUCUCGGUUAGACGAAAAUAAUGAACGCCAGCGCCAGCUUGAAGGUCGCUGUGGCGGCAACCCGGAGCAUCUCUCGCCCAAGGAUCGAAGGGAGCUCGACUCAUUGGUUCGAGAAGAACGAACUUUACGUCGCCGUAAGCGCCUCGCAGAGGCGUCUCGUGGGCAGGGAAAGAGCCGAAUUAUUCGGAUGUGGUAUAAACUCUGCGCCGUCUUUCGGCCUGUAAAGCUUCUUGGGGGACUACUUCUCUUGGCCUUUUCCAUUGUGAUCUGGGUGUCGAUGCUACUUACGUGUAUCGACAAGGCUAAGAAUUCCGUCUGCAAACAGAAAUGCGGCUAUAUCUUGGGACGAAUCAACAUCAUCAACCCGAUCAAUUGGGCUCUUGUGAAAUCUGCAAGUGUCUUCCCGACUGACUACAUUAUUUUCAUUGUCUUGGCACUCUACCUGUUUAUCAGCUCCGUUGUGGGUAUCUCCGCCGUCGGAAUCCGGUUCUUAUGGGUCAGAAUAUUCCGAAUCAGAAAAGGGCAUACUUCGCCUCAAGCCCUUCUUCUCGCGACUGUGAUCCUUGCGCUCAUCACCCUUGCUCUCAACUACUCGAUUUCAAUGAUCGUCGUCCCGCAGUAUGCUACAUAUGGCCCACAAACCUACUGUGAUCCUCCGUCCGUUAUGAACACCGUGGCACUGGAUUGCGAAAAACACAAAGAAUAUCUUAAACCGUGCUCUGAACUUGCAAGCAGUCACGCAGCCAAGGCUGUUUGUACUCCAAGUGUCGCCAGUACCUUUCUCAACCGUAUCACUAUUAAUUUCCCGUUCUUCGGUAUGGUCGACUUUUGGGCUCAGUUCUUCUUCCUAGGGCUUUCUUUGGUUAUAUUUAUAACUUCUCUCUUCCGUGCCCCGAGACUUGAUGAGCAGUUAAUCGACGAAGACGCCGAGGAGGCAGAGGAAGAAGGACUCCUUGCUGCUACGGGAAGGCGGUUCGGGGCAACCUGGCAGGACAUUACUGGACGCGUUUAUGAUCAACCGGAAAGGCAUUCCGGUUCAGCUGGUCGUCGCGUUCGCAUUGACGAAGAAUAG